Molecule: messenger RNA, 605 nt
Organism: Rhinichthys klamathensis goyatoka
Lineage: Eukaryota; Metazoa; Chordata; Actinopteri; Cypriniformes; Leuciscidae
Gene: plgrkt
Product: plasminogen receptor, C-terminal lysine transmembrane protein
Exons: 5
Coding region: 61-510 (149 amino acids)
Biological process (GO): positive regulation of plasminogen activation
Cellular component (GO): plasma membrane
Source: RefSeq, a predicted model, not a curated record
GCGUGCGCAGAGCUCGCAUGCCCUUGGCUUUUAUUAACGACAGAAUCAUAUUUACACAGGAUGGGUUUUCUUCUCUCUAAAUCUAUGGAUCAGAGUCUCCAGAAGCAGCAGGAGUUCAUGUUGAUCAGCGGGAGAAUGCAGCUGGAGCGUCAGAUGCUGAUGCAGAACGAGAUGCGUGAGCGUCAGACGGCGAUGCAGAUCGCCUGGUCUCGAGAGUUCCUCAAGUACUUCUCUUCUUUCUACGGUUUAACUGCGCUGGGUCUCACCGUUGGAGCGGUGCGACAGAGGAGGGCAGUUCUCCUGGCUCCGGUCGUUCCUCUGAGCUUCAUCCUGGCGUAUCAGAUGGACGUGGCGUACGGGUCGCUGAUCCACCGCAUGAGAGCCGAGGCAGAGAGCAUCAUGGUCUCUGAGAGCGAGCGCCUGGAUCUUCCUCACGGGUCGCCCACGUUUGAGAGCAUCGAGAAAUCCCGACGUUCCCGAGCUCACCUGACGUCUCUGCUGGAGAAAUGAGUGCCAGUCCUGAUCAGUCCUAACGAUCCUGAUGAAUCCUGACGAACACGAAUCCUGACGAACACAAACCCUGGUGAAUCCUGACCAACACAAAC